CCAUUACUUAAAUUUUCUAUACAUUAACGCAAACGGAAAAACAACAAUGAAGUUGUUGAAGACCCUCUUCCUUGUGCUCUUCAUAAUGGCUUUGGCCAUUACUGUAGCAACAUCUUCAGAGUGGAAUGAAGAGACAAAGUCUCUCCGAGGAACAAGCCGGUUCCUUUCCCAGAAUGGAAGGGUGGCGUUGACAUGUGAAAAAAACCCAAAGAUAUGCCUUGUUAAAGGUAGUGCAGGGCCUGAUUGCUGCAACAACAAGUGUGUGAAGUUUUUGACAGAUCGACAAAACUGUGGGAGGUGUGGAAAGAAAUGCAGCUUCGGAAAGAUAUGCUGUGAAGGGAAGUGCGUGAACCCUAACACUAACAAGAAGCAUUGUGGCAAAUGUGGCAACAAGUGCAACGCCAAAGGUUCUUGUGUUUUCGGGAUGUGCAGCUAUGCAUAGUGUGUUUGCAACACACUCAAGCUUAUUAUUAUUCUUUGCAAUGGUUAAUUACUUGGUUUU
Molecule: messenger RNA, 502 nt
Organism: Vigna unguiculata (cowpea)
Lineage: Eukaryota; Viridiplantae; Streptophyta; Magnoliopsida; Fabales; Fabaceae
Source: RefSeq, a predicted model, not a curated record